AUGGGAUCACCAUUAGAGGGAUGCGUCUCCUCGUUGAGGAAUAGUAUGCAGCUCCUCGAUUCGUCAAUAAACAUUCUGGACUCCGGUGUGAACGAUUUUCCGCGGCUCUGCAAGGUCCUACAGACCACACGACAUUUCGAAUUGAUAUCAGAGCCCGAUCUACAUGCAGCACAAACCGCUCUCCUGUCCGAGAUCCGACCUGAAGUCGAAAACCUCCUCCAACGUGUUUCCAAUUACCUCGACAAGCUAGAACGGCGCGAACAAUCUUUGAUAGCAAAAUGUGACCUCAAUGAAGGCCGUCUGGGAGGCGAUGCCGCAGGCGAAUCUGCAUUCAGACCAAGCAGCAGAACCAGUCGAGCCAAAACUCCGAGCGGAGAGGGCGGAAGGCGAAUGACGGCUUUGCAAGAAUUGAAGUACAAGAGUAUACGGCAGAAGAAGGAGAGAUUGAGCUAUGCAGUCGAAACGUUAGAGAUGCAGGCGAAGCAGCGGGAACGACAACUCAGGAUGAGCAUGGCGGCACCGCAACAGUUCCUCGACGAUGACGAUGACGAAUAA
This is a messenger RNA of Aaosphaeria arxii CBS 175.79, 555 nucleotides long. Its product is annotated as DASH complex, subunit Spc19. The coding region runs from base 1 to 555 and encodes 184 amino acids. Gene Ontology annotation, cellular component: DASH complex; spindle microtubule. The record is from RefSeq and is a predicted model, not a curated record. Gene Ontology annotation, biological process: attachment of spindle microtubules to kinetochore. NCBI's taxonomy places the organism in Eukaryota, Fungi, Ascomycota, Dothideomycetes, Pleosporales. The transcript has 2 exons.